Messenger RNA from Drosophila ficusphila, 2283 nucleotides. RefSeq lists its product as uncharacterized. Gene Ontology annotation, molecular function: nucleic acid binding. The record is from RefSeq and is a predicted model, not a curated record. The transcript has a single exon. Gene Ontology annotation, biological process: DNA integration. NCBI's taxonomy places the organism in Eukaryota, Metazoa, Arthropoda, Insecta, Diptera, Drosophilidae. The coding region runs from base 1 to 2283 and encodes 760 amino acids.
AUGCGCUGGCAGGUAGCCACGGACGACUUCAGAUUCAACGUGGAGUAUCACCGAGUGCCAAGUAGCAUUCUAAGUGGAGAUCGAGUCUUUACAAAGAGGGUGUAUUUGAGCCUGAUGAUGUCAACGUUCGACCCACUGGGAUUCCUGUGCUGCCUGAUGAUUACAGCGAAGGUGCUGUUGAGAGAGAUCUGGAGGCAGAAGAUCCAGUGGGACAAACCACUACCGGAAGAGAUAGGCAGAGCCUUUGCGGCCUGGCGCAGGAAGAUGGACGCCGUGGGACAGUUCCGAUGCCCUCGUCACUAUUUUGGGCAUGGAGCAGUGCGGACCAUCGAGCUGCACGUGUUCGUGGAUGUAAGUCAAUCUGCAUUCGCGGCGGUGGCCUAUUGGAGGGCCACGUACGAGGAUGACAACGUGCACGUUAGCUUCGUGUGCGCAAAGACGAAGUGCGCGCCGAUGAGAACGAUGUCGAUCCCAAGGUUGAUGAACACUGUCAAGGAGGAGCACAGUGUGGACAUCAGCGAGAUGGUGUUGUGGACGGACUCUAAAACGGUGCUGAGAUGGAUCGGCAGCACCCACCGCCGGUACAAGCAGUUUGUUGGCAACCGAGUGGCGGAGAUUUUGGAGUCGUCGAAGGUUUCCCAGUGGCGAUGGGUACCAACAGCUGACAACGCAGCGGAUGAUGCGACGCGGUCGCAGAAUAAGGCGGACCUUAGCCCGGAAUCGCGUUGGCUAAGCGGACCCGCAUUUUUGAGACAGCCAGCGAGAGGCUGGCCGGCGCCUGAGGAGGGAACCGAGCGUGUUCCAGAUGCGCCUGAUGAAGAGGAGAUGCCCAGUGAGUUUGCAUUAGUGGCCACAAAUGAAUUCGCUAUUCCGUUUCACAGAUUCUCGAGCUUCAGUCGCCUGGUGAGGACCACAGCCUGGGUCUUGAGGUUUGCGCGUUGGUGUCGCAAGCAGAGAAGCGAGCUCGAGGAGUACGGACUCACUGCAACGGAGUGUGAGGCCGCGGAGAACAUGUUAGUCAGACAGGCUCAAUUGGAAUCGUUUCCCAAAGAAAUGAGGUCGGCGGAAUGCGGAAAGGGCGUCGCCAGCUCGAGUGAGAUUCGAGGUCUGGCACCCUAUGUGGAUGAACACGGAGUUCUGCGAGCCCAUGGCAGGGUUGAUGCCGCGCUGUGCAUGCCGUACAGCGCGAGGAGGCCCGUAAUACUGUCACACAGGCACAGUCUUACGGAAUUAAUUGUAAGGCACUUUCACGCCCAGAUGAAGCAUCAAAACGUGGAUGCGACGAUUGCUCAGAUCCGGACGAGAUUCUGGGUCACGAAGAUGAGACGAGUGAUUAAGGAGGUAAUCUCGUCGUGCAACGAGUGCAAGUUGCAGCGAACGCGGCCGAUGCCGCCGAUAAUGGGUCCCCUUCCAGAGGAUCGACUGGAAGCAGGGGGAUGGCCAUUUAAGUAUACUGGACUGGACUACUUUGGGCCACUGCUGGUGACUGUAUCCCGUCACGGAGAGAAGCGUUGGGUCGCCUUGUUUACGUGCUUGACGACAAGGGCAAUUCAUCUGGAGCUGGCGCACGAUUUAUCGACGGAUUCCUGCAUAAUAGCGAUCAGGAACUUCGUCUGCCGUAGAGGACCAGUACAUAGACUGCGGAGUAAUAACGGCAAGAACUUCGUGGGAGCUGACAGGGAAGCCAGGCGAUUUGGAGACGUGUUCGAGACGGAGAGGAUACAGAGUGAGUUGUCCAGCAGGAGCAUUGAUUGGGUUUUCAAUUGCCCAACGAACCCGUCUGAGGGCGGAGUAUGGGAGCGGAUGGUGCAGUGUGUAAAGCGAGUGCUGCGCCAUACCCUGAAGGAAGUCGCGCCGAGGGAUCAUGUGUUGGAGAGCUUCCUCAUCGAGGCGGAGAAUGUAGUCAACUCGCGUCCGCUCACCCACUUGCCGGUGGAUGCGGACCAAGAGGCGCCGUUGACACCAAACGAUCUGUUCAAGGGAGCAGCUAACCUGCCGAAUACGCCUGGACUGGAUGCGGAGCUGCCCAAGGAGGAUUCUACGCGGAAGCAGUGGAGGAUUGCUCGCAUGCUGCGAGACCGUUUCUGGAGGAGGUGGGUCCUGGAGUACCUACCUACGCUUGUGCGCCGUGAGAAGUGGUGCCGGAGAACGGAGCUCAUCCGCCAGGGCGAUAUGUCUUCGUCUGCGAUCCCGCCUUGCCCAGACGAGAGUGGCGCAAAGGCAUCGUGGAGGAGGUCUACAGCGGAGCUGAUGGAGUCAUCAGACGCGCCACUGUGCGCGUGA